AUGGAUUCCUUGGUUAUUCAGUGCUGCACUGGCCAGAGCAUGCAAGGGGCUGAUUUGGACACGGGCAUCUCUGCCAUUCAUGUUGCCGCUCGUUGGGGAAUUAUUCCGUUAAUCUCGUCCUUCCCUCAGCAUGGACUGGAAGUCAAAGAUGCACAGGGACAAACACCUUUGCUCAUUGCUGCCCAAUACUCCCAGUUUGAAGCCGUAAAACUUCUAGUUGAGUCUGGAGCAUGCGUGAGAGCGGUAAAUAACGACCACCAAAACGUCCUCCAUACUAUUUGCAAGAAUGGUCAUGGAAGUGGCUGCAAAAUUGUCAAUUUCCUGCUUGACGCUGGAGUCCCUCCAUAUGACUGUGAUAAGUACAACAUGACACCAUUCCUUUACGCAGUUGGAAACCUCGAUGAAGAACUUGCACAAGUCUUUCUUCAGAGGAGUCUCGAUCUGACAGUCAAAAUUCGAAGACUAUCAUGGCCUGGACGCACAACUGUGAGCAUGUUCACACACAGGAGGUUCAAGGACGAGAGAGAAAGUGCUGGCGUGAGUCUAGAAUCCGGCCUCACAGCGCUACAUUUCUCUUCCUUGAACGCAUGCACAAAGAUGACCGCCUUUUUACUCCAACACGGGGCCGAUCCAAAUGCUCAAUCUGAUAUUGGCGAUACUCCACUCCAUCUUGCGAUCAGGAGCCGCAUCCUGGGCCGUGAAUACGACGACGUAUGGAAGAGCGGUGAUUACACCAUCGAGGCCUUAAGAGACUUGAUCACGGACUACGAAAAUGAGGAAGCUUCUGAUAUCUAUCGAGCCAUCGAUCAAGCUAGAACACACAUUGUUGACACGCUCCUCGCGAGCGAAACCAUUGACGUCAACAUCGCUAAUGCUAAUGGGGAUUGCCCUCAGCACUUGAUAGACUUUAGCAAGCAUUAUUCGCUGUCGAUUCUAUGCAACCUCAUAGAGAAAGGAGCAGUUAGCUCACGAUUGAACGGGUGUCAUCAGACAUGUCUCCACCUUGCCAGCAAGCAAGGGAACGUGGAGGUGGUCCAAAAACUUGUGGAUGAAGGCCACGAUAUCUUGUUGGAAGACCGCGACGGAUUGAGCCCGUUCCACUACGCAUUGCGCGAUAGUCGCUUAAAUGUCCUGCAUUGUCUGACAACAGCAUGUGACGGCGCGCUUUCGAAGCUCUGGUACUCGAUAGAUCAUCACGGCAGAAAUCCAUUACACCAUCAUGUCUCGUCCAUCUUCUCCAACUUCAACAUGGUUGACUUCCUGAUACGGAUUGGCUGCGACGUCAAUCAGUAUGAUGCGAAGGGAAUCUCAUCCCUUGGCCUGUACGUGGGAUCAUUUCACCUAAGAGUUCAGAGAGACAUAUUCUUUCUACUGAUGAAUAACGGUGCUGAUCUACGGUGGGUUAAUGGAUGUGGAGAAAAUUUGGCCCACCUCCUCAUGCACCAUAAGGGAGCAGACACUGAGAUUCUCGAGCAUCUAUUUAAUGAUGGCCCAGAUCCAGCAGCUCAAGAUUAUAACGGGAGGACCUUCAUGCACCACGGGGCCAUUCAUGGUGCGUUUACCAAGGAGCUUGUAGAGUUCCUUCAACGGAAAGACUUCUUGGAUAUGCAUUCCAAAGAUUCACUUGGCGAGACACCCCUUAACUAUGCGAAAGAAAAGGCGCGUAGAGAAGACUUGGAAGACGUCCUCUUUGAUAUAAAGUGGGACGAUUCCUUCGACGCUCUGUACAGGGGCUUUACAUCUGCCCCAAGGGCGCCAUGCUCAAGUAAGGGCAGCAUUGGAUGA
This is a messenger RNA of Penicillium hordei, 1785 nucleotides long. RefSeq names its product ankyrin repeat domain-containing protein. The transcript has 2 exons. Gene Ontology annotation, molecular function: protein binding. Bases 1 to 1785 code for a protein of 594 amino acids. Lineage: Eukaryota; Fungi; Ascomycota; Eurotiomycetes; Eurotiales; Aspergillaceae. The record is from RefSeq and is a predicted model, not a curated record.